Messenger RNA from Mercurialis annua (annual mercury), 1533 nucleotides. RefSeq names its product protein FAR1-RELATED SEQUENCE 5-like. Gene Ontology annotation, molecular function: zinc ion binding. The transcript has 2 exons. The record is from RefSeq and is a predicted model, not a curated record. Gene Ontology annotation, biological process: regulation of DNA-templated transcription. The coding region runs from base 1 to 1533 and encodes 510 amino acids. Lineage: Eukaryota; Viridiplantae; Streptophyta; Magnoliopsida; Malpighiales; Euphorbiaceae.
AUGGAUAUCGAGGAGCCAUGUAUUGGCAUGAAAUUUGACAAUGAAGAGAAUGUGUAUACUUUUUAUAAAAGUUAUGCUCAUAAACUUGGAUUUAGCAUAAGAAAACAAUAUGUGCAGCGUGUGGAUGGACAAAUUAAAAGAAGAACGUUUUGUUGUUCAAAACAAGGUCAAAAAGGAGUUGACAAAAGAUCCGAACAAGUGAAAUUUGAGCAUCCAAUUUCCCGAGUCAAUUGUUUAGCACAUAUGACGUGUCAACUAAAAUCGAACGGUAUGUUUGAAGUUAUUUCUUUUAAUGCAGAGCAUAGUCAUGAACUUACUCCUACACCAAUGAAACACAUGUUAAGAUCACAAAGACAAAUCACAUCAGCCCAUAAAGCUGUUGCUGAUGAUGCUGCAAAAGCUGGAUUAUCUACUAAGUCCACUAUUGAUUUACUAACUUCACAAAGUGGAGGUCGUGAAUUUAAUGGAUUUUUAGAUAGUGAUUUCAGAAAUUAUAUGUCUGCCAAGCGUAGAACAGAAAUGAUUAAAGGAGAUGGUCAUGCUAUUAUGGAUUAUUUUCAUAAGAUGCAAUUACAAGAUCCUUCUUAUUUCUAUUUGGUGCAACUUGAUGAUGAUGAUAAUUCCAUAUUAAAUGUGUUCUGGGCAGAUGGGAGAUCAAUUAUCGAUUACCAACAUUUUGGAGAUGUUUUAUGUUUUGAUACAACUUAUAGAACAAAUGAGUAUGCUAGGCCAUUUGCUCCAUUUGUUGGUAUUAAUCAACAUAAAAAAAGUAUAAUUUUUGGUGCAGCUUUACUAUAUGAUGAAACAAUGUCAUCAUUUAAAUGGUUGUUUGAGACUUUUCUCAGUGCAAUGUCUGGCAAGCAUCUCAGGACAAUAUUGACAGAUCAGUGCCCCGCAAUGGCCAAGGCAAUUGAAGAAGUAUUUUCUGAAGCUCAUCAUCGAUUAUGUGUGUGGCAUAUUUAUCAGAAUGCUGCUAAAAAUUUAAGUCAUGUUUUUCAUUCAUCGAAACAAUUUGCAUACGAUUUUAGCUCUUGUGUAUAUGAUUAUGAAAAGGAAGACAAAUGGCUUCAAGCUUGGGAUGAUAUGCUUAAUAAGUAUAUGCUUACUGAUAAUAAAUGGUGCAAUGGAAUUUUUGAAGUAAGGAAAAAAUGGGCUAUGGUAUAUGGACGACAUAUGUUGUUGUCAAAUAAACGAUAUGAGGAGUUGUUAAUAGAAUUCAAAAUGAGAGAAAGGGUUCCAGUUUUACAAGCUGACGUAGAGAUGUUAAGACAUGCCUCAAAAGUAUACACUCCGGCGGUGUUUAAGAUGUUUCAAGAUGAAUACAUGAAGAUUUUAGAUUGUAUUAUGUACAAAGUUGACAAGUCUGAACAUAUUACAAGUUAUAAAGUCCAAUGUGGUAGAAAAGAUCAAGAACAUUUGGUCACAUCAGAAGCAUCAACACAAUCAGUUAAGUGUAGUUGUAUGAAAUUUACUUUUGUGGGAAUCUUAUGCACACAUACUUUGAAAAUCCUUGAUAAGAAAAAUAUCAAAUAA